ACCAUCAUUAAAUUUACGGUUUCAAGAUAAACCCUAGACCUAUUAUAAAUAGAGGCAAGUUUGCCUCUAACUUUUUCCAAAGAACUCCAAAAUUCCUUGGUAAUUUUCACAAUAAUGGAGAACGAAAAUAUGACCCCCAUCGAUCCUGGCAUCCCACUAUUCUUGUUCGGCGACGGCUUCGAGCCGGCCGGCGUUCUCUUUCCUCACGCCGUGUUCCACUUUCCUUCGAGGGAGAAGAAAGAGGCUUACGACUUCAUGGACAAGGUCGUCGACAAACAUCGCCGUUUAUGCGACGAGAGGAAACGGCUAGGACUCAAGAGGCAAACACUCGAGGCUCGUAUUGCUCGGGUGGAAAGGAAAGUGAGAGCCUUGGAAAGUGAUCCCUUUCAAUGGGAGUGGAGGAACUUUGAUUCUAUCGCAGAGAUCCCGAGAAUGCCCCGGAUGUAUCUCCGCGCUAAAGGUCAGGUUCAGGGACCAGUGAAUGCCCCGACCGAAGUUGCUCCUCUUGUCAGCGAAGAGGAAGACGAGGAAGAUGACGACAAACCUUGCAAACGUGUUCGGAAUGAACUCGGAGUGGAAGGCAGGGACGAUGCUUUCACUUCGAAUUCUAAAUCGGCGAUGAAGGAGCCUGUUCCUGAGCCUCUUCCAUAA
Arabidopsis lyrata subsp. lyrata is the source of this 651-nucleotide messenger RNA. RefSeq lists its product as uncharacterized. The coding region runs from base 115 to 651 and encodes 178 amino acids. NCBI's taxonomy places the organism in Eukaryota, Viridiplantae, Streptophyta, Magnoliopsida, Brassicales, Brassicaceae. The transcript is spliced from 2 exons. The record is from RefSeq and is a predicted model, not a curated record.